AUGCAAUGUGUCAAUAGUAAUUCUCACUUGUUUAACGUGUACGCCCCUUGGAAUGGCAUUGACAAACAGGUCUUAUGGGACUCUUUGACGACUCGUAUUCAGGGUCUACUAGGUAAGAAGGUGUGUGUCUGUGGUGACUUUAAUGCGGUAAGGUGCAGGGAAGAAAGACGUCCUGUGAGUACUUCUGGAGGUGUGGUGGAUUUUGGUCCGUUUAAUCAUUUUAUAGUUGAGAAUGCGUUGGUUGACCUUCCGUUGUGCGGUCGUAACUUCACUUGGUUUAGAGGGGAUGGAAAAUCGAUGAGUCGUAUUGAUAGGUUUCUUCUGUCUGAAGAUUGGUGCUUAGUGUGGCCGAAUUGUGUUCAAGUUGCGCAUUUGAGAGGCUUAUCUGACCACUCUCCUUUGCUUCUUUCGGUGGACGAAGAAAAUUGGGGUCCGCGGCCGUCUCGGUUCCUAAAUGUUGGUCAAACACACGGGCAAUCGAGGAAUCUUUGGCUCCGUGAAGGUGAUGCGAAUUCUAAAUUUUUUCAUUCUACUUUGUCCUCGCGUCGCCGUCGUAAUGCCAUUAAUUCAGUGUUGGUUGACGGAGUGAGAGUUGAAGGUGUUCAUCCUGUUAGAGAAGCGGUGUUCAAUCAUUUUGUGCAGCAUUUUAAGGCCCCAGAGGGAGUGAGGCCGAUCAUUUCUAAUCUUCAGUUCCGGACACUGUCAGUGGGAGAAGGAAGGAGCCUUAUCAAACCGUUUUCCAUGGACGAAGUUAAGGAGGCUAUUUGGGACUGUGAUAGCUUUAAAAGUCCAGGACCGGAUGAAGUCAAUUUUGGUUUUAUUAAAGAUUUCUGGCUUGAGUUGAAGGAUGAUGUGAUGAGGUUUGUUUCCGAGUUUCACAGAAAUGGUAAGUUGGCUAAAGGAAUCAACUCUACGUUCAUUGCGCUAAUUCCAAAGAUUGAGGUUGGCAUUCUCGAUGGCAUUCUUAUAGAAAAUGAGGUAGUUGACGAGGCUCGUAAAUUUAAAAAGGAGCUUAUGUUAUUCAAAGUGGAUUUUGAAAAAGCAUAUGACUCUGUUGAUUGGGGCUAUUUGGAUUCGGUUAUGAAAGAGAGGCCUCCGUCAAGGGAUCCCCUAUCCCCUUUUAUGUUUCUGAUUGCGGCUGAAGGUCUUAACAUCUUGAUGAAAGCAAUGGUGGAUAAUAAUUUAUACACAAGGUAUGCGGUUGGUACGGUAAAUCAGGUCGUGGUAUCUCAUCUUCAAUUUGCUGAUGACACUCUGUUAUUAGGAAACAAAAGUUGGGCUAAUGUGCGGGCCCUUCGAGCAGUUCUUGUUAUCUUUGAAUCUAUGUCCGGUGGGAAAGUGAAUUUCCAUAAAAGUCUGUUGGUGGGAUUAAAUAUCUCUGAUUCUUGGUUGAAUGAGGCAGCGACGGUGUUGAGUUGUAAAGUGGGAAAAAUUCCUUUCAUGUAUCUAGGCCUGCCCAUAGGUGGUAAUCCGCGGAAACUUCAGUUUUGGGAACCAAUCGUGAAUCGUAUUAAAUCUAGAUUGUCGGGAUGGAAUAACAGAUUUCUCUCUUUCGGUGGCCGCUUGAUCCUUCUCAAAUCAGUUCUGACCUCUUUGCCUGUCUAUGCUUUUUCCUUCUUUAAAGCUCCUUCAGGUUGGAAUACUGUGUGUUCUAAAAUGGAGCAUGGAGGUUUGGGGGUUAGGAAGUUGAAGGAGUUUAAUGUUGCUUUACUAGGUAAAUGGUGUUGGAGGUUGUUAGUUGAUAGAGAAGGGUUGUGGUAUCAUGUUUUAGUCGCCCGUUAUGGCGAAGUAGGUGGGAGGUUGGAGGUGGGGGGCCGAAGUGGUUCUUCGUGGUGGCGGGAGGUAGGUAGGAUUCGUGAUGGUGACAGUGACGUAGGUGGUGGGUGGUUUGGUGAUAGUGUUAGGCGGAGGGUGGGUGAUGGUGCAGCGACUCUGUUCUGGUCGCAUAGGUGGAUUGGCGGUUCCCCGCUCAGUGUGCGGUUUCCCCGCUUGUUUGACUUGUCUGAGAACAAAACCAUUACAGUGGCUACUUUGUUCUCUAUGGGUCUGGAGCAGGGUGGGGAGGGGUGGAGUUGGCGGCGUAGGUUGUGGGCGUGGGAGGAGGCUUUGCUAGAGGAGUGUAUGGCUCUACUAUUUGAUAUCUCUUUGGUUCCUAAUGUUUCAGAUAUAUGGGAGUGGCUAUCUGAUACUGCUGUGGGGUACUCCGUGAGAGGUGCCUAUGAUUUGUUAUCUGACGGUGAUGUUUCUCAUAUGGACAUACCUUUUGAGUUGGUUUGGUAUAAUCAAGUUCCUUUGAAGGUCUCAGUUUUUGCUUGGAGGCUUAUUCGGGAUCGACUACCUACGAAAGCUAACCUGGCUAUUCGUGGUGUUAUUCCUGCGGAUGAUAUCUUUUGUGUUUCAGGGUGUGGAGACGGCCGAUCAUUUAUUUUUAUCAUGUUCUACAUUUGCAUCUUUGUGGCAACUGGUGCGUGA
Messenger RNA from Medicago truncatula (barrel medic), 2472 nucleotides. RefSeq lists its product as uncharacterized. Gene Ontology annotation, molecular function: catalytic activity. The record is from RefSeq and is a predicted model, not a curated record. NCBI's taxonomy places the organism in Eukaryota, Viridiplantae, Streptophyta, Magnoliopsida, Fabales, Fabaceae. The transcript is spliced from 5 exons. The coding region runs from base 1 to 2472 and encodes 823 amino acids.